CCUGUUCUUUCACACAGGGACCGACUUACUAAAAAUGAUGUCGUUGGAACAACGUAUCUACACCUCUCUAAAAUCGCUGCCUCUGGUGGGGAAGUGGAAGAUUUCUCAUCUUCGGGAUCUGGGGCUUCAUCGUAUACAGCAAAUACAGGAGAAACAGAGGUGGGCUUUGUUCCAACAUUUGGACCUUGUUACCUGAAUCUUUAUGGAAGCCCCAGAGAGUACAUGGGAUUCCCAGACCCCUAUGAUGAGCUAAAUACUGGAAAGGGGGAAGGAGUUGCCUACAGAGGCAGAAUCUUGAUUGAAUUAAGCACUUUCCUUGAAAAGACACCACCAGACAAAAAGCUUGAGCCCAUUUCAAAUGAUGACCUGCUGGUUGUGGAGAAAUACCAACGAAGACGGAAGUAUAGCCUGUCUGCAGUGUUCCAUUCAGCCACCAUGUUGCAAGAUGUUGGUGAGGCCAUUCAGUUUGAAGUCAGCAUUGGGAACUAUGGCAACAAGUUUGACACAACUUGUAAGCCUUUGGCAUCAACCACUCAAUACAGCCGUGCCGUAUUUGAUGGGAACUACUAUUAUUACUUGCCUUGGGCCCACACAAAGCCAGUUGUUACCCUGACUUCAUACUGGGAGGACAUUAGUCAUCGCCUGGAUGCGGUGAACAUUCUCCUAGCCAUGGCAGAACGGCUGCAAUUGAACCUAGAAGCUCUGAAAUCAGGGAUGCAAGGUAAAGUUCCUGCAAGCCAGCUGGCUGAAAUAUGGUUGAAGCUGAUCGAUGAAGUUAUAGAAGAUACAAGGUACACGUUGCCUCUUACGGAAGGAAAAGCUAAUGUCACAGUUCUUGACAAUCAGAUCCAAAAGCUGCGGUCCCGAUCUCUCUCCCAGAUCCACGAGGCAGCUGUGAGGAUGAGGUCUGAGGCUACAGAGGUGAAGUCUACACUGGCAGAAAUUGAGGACUGGCUUGAGAAAUUACUGCAACUGACUGAAGAGCCGCAGAACAGUAUGCCUGACAUUAUCAUCUGGAUGAUCCGGGGAGAGAAAAGACUGGCCUAUGCACGCAUUCCUGCACAUCAGGUUUUAUACUCCGCCAGUGGUGAGAAUGCAUCUGGGAAAUACUGCGGGAAAACCCAGACCAUCUUGCUGAAGUAUCCGCAGGAGAAAACCCACGGACCGAAGGUGCCCGCGGAGCUGCGAGUGAACAUCUGGCUGGGCUUGAGUGCUGUUGAGAAGAAGUUCAAUAGCUUCGCAGAAGGAACAUUCACCGUCUUUGCUGAAAUGUAUGAAAACCAAGCUCUUAUGUUUGGAAAAUGGGGCACUUCUGGAUUAGUGGGUCGUCAUAAAUUUUCUGAUGUCACAGGAAAAAUAAAGCUCAAGAGGGAAUUCUUUUUGCCUCCAAAAGGCUGGGAAUGGGAAGGAGACUGGACAGUUGACCCUGAAAGAAGCAAUGCAGCAUGUGUGGUAGCCUCUCGCCUUUGCAUCUUAUCUGACACUAUGGCUUACUUUUCUUCAGUUUUUAUUUUGUUUUGUUUUUACUGUCUAAAGAACGGUGAUAAAGCAGCAUCACCCAGCGAGCUGACAUGCCCUCCAGGUUGGGAAUGGGAAGAUGACGCAUGGGUAUAUGAUAUAAAUCGUGCAGUGGAUGAGAAAGGCUGGGAGUAUGGAAUUACCAUUCCUCCUGAUAAUAAACCCAAAUCCUGGGUUGCAGCAGAGAAAAUGUAUCAUACUCAUAGACGGCGAAGGCUGGUCCGAAAACGCAAGAAGGAUUUAACACAAAGCACUUCAAGUACUGCAAGGGCCAUGGAAGAAUAUGAAGACCGGGACGGCUGGGAAUAUGCUUCUUUAAUUGGCUGGAAAUUUCACUGGAAACAGCGCAGUUCAGAUACCUUUCGCCGCAGACGCUGGAGAAGAAAAAUGGCUCCUUCGGAAACACAUGGUGCAGGUGCCAUCUUUAAGCUUGAAGGCGCCCUCGGUGCAGACACGACUGAGGACGGAGACGAGAAGAGCGGGGACAAACGGAAGUACAGUGCCACCACCGUGUUUGGGGCAAACACCCCCAUCAUUUCCUGUAACUUUGACAGAGUCUACAUUUACCAUCUGCGCUGCUAUAUCUAUCAAGCCAGGAACCUCAUGGCUCUAGACAAGGAUAGUUUUUCAGAUCCAUAUGCUCAUGUCUCUUUCCUCCAUCGAAGCAAAACCACUGAGAUCAUCCACUCAACUCUGAAUCCCACAUGGGACCAGACCAUUAUAUUUGAUGAAAUUGAAAUCUAUGGGGAGCCCCAGACGGUUCUACAGAACCCGCCCCAAGUUAUCAUCGAACUUUUUGACAAUGACCAAGUGGGCAAAGAUGAAUUUUUAGGACGGAGCACGUGCUCUCCUCUGGUAAAACUAAACUCAGAAACAGAUGUCACACCCAAACUUCUCUGGCAUCCCGUAAUGAACGAAGACAAAUCCUGUGGGGAUGUCCUUGUAACUGCAGAACUGAUUCUGAGGCACAAGGAUGGCUCCAACCUUCCCAUCCUUCCCUCACAAAGGGCACCAAAUCUGUACAUGGUCCCCCAGGGGAUCAGGCCUGUGGUUCAGCUCACUGCUAUUGAGAUUCUAGCUUGGGGCUUAAGAAACAUGAAAAACUACCAGAUGGCCUCCAUCGCCUCCCCCAGCCUUGUCGUGGAGUGUGGAGGGGAAAGGGUAGAAUCAGUGGUGAUCAAAAACCUUAAGAAGACGCCCAAUUUCCCGAGUUCUGUUCUCUUCAUGAAAGUGUUCUUGCCCAAGGAGGACCUGUACAUGCCCCCGCUGGUGAUCAAGGUCAUCGACCACAGGCAGUUCGGGCGGAAGCCCGUCGUUGGGCAGUGCACCAUCGAUCGUCUGGACCGCUUUCGCUGUGACCCUUAUGCGGGGAAGGCGGAUCUUGUGCCGCAGCUAAAAGCUUCCCUUCUGUCGACCCCGCCCUGCCGGGAUGUCAUUAUCGAAAUAGAGGACACCAGACCGUUACUGGCUUCGAAGUGCUUAAGCAGUAUGUCAACAGCAGUCAGCAAAAUGGCUUCUCCAAGGACAGUGCAUCUGACAGAAAAGGAGGAAGAAAUCGUUGACUGGUGGAGUAAAUUUUAUGCUUCCACAGGGGAACAUGAAAAAUGUGGACAAUAUGUUCAGAAAGGCUAUUCCAAACUCAAGAUAUACGACUGUGAACUAGAGGAUGUAACAGAAUUUGAGGGUCUGACAGACUUCUCAGAUACUUUCAAGCUGUAUCGAGGCAAAUCAGAUGAAAAUGAAGACCCUUCUGUGGUAGGAGAGUUUAAGGGCUCCUUUAGAAUCUACCCCCUGUCGGAUGACCCCAGCGUGCCGGCCCCUCCCAGGCAGUUUCGGGAAUUACCUGACAGCGUCCCACAGGAAUGCACGGUUAGGAUUUACAUUGUUCGAGGCUUAGAGCUCCAGCCCCAGGACAACAAUGGCCUGUGUGACCCUUAUAUAAAAAUAACACUGGGCAAAAAAGUGAUCGAAGAUCGAGACCACUACAUCCCCAACACCCUCAACCCGGUUUUCGGCAGGUAACGAACAUUUCUAAAUGUUUGUCUGUCAUUCACUUUUCAUGGCUUCUGUGGUAAGGAUGUGACAUGUGCCAAGCUCUGUUCUAGGGCCCGAAACCGUGACUACAAACUGGACAAACAUUUUAGGCAGCAGAGCAGGUAGUAAAUACGUGAGCGCACACCUGCAAGUGAAAAGUGCCGUGGAGAAAAUAAAGCCAAGUCAUGAGAUGGGCUUC
Messenger RNA from Leptonychotes weddellii (Weddell seal), 3751 nucleotides. Lineage: Eukaryota; Metazoa; Chordata; Mammalia; Carnivora; Phocidae. The record is from RefSeq and is a predicted model, not a curated record.